Cladocopium goreaui is the source of this 349-nucleotide messenger RNA. NCBI's taxonomy places the organism in Eukaryota, Dinophyceae, Suessiales, Symbiodiniaceae. The record is from the annotation of a GenBank genome assembly.
GACUACCAACAGACAAGUAACAAUGUCGGCUUUUCAACAGGCGGUAGCUCAAUAUGCAGGUCAUACGGAGCCCAUCGACCCGGAGUUGGUGGUAGUAGACCAUGCUUGGGAUGGCGUAGCAUGGGUCCAGAUCUAUUUGCCGGACCCGCAGAUGAUGAAUUCCACUGAGAUGACUUCCUCUAUAUUUUCAACUCCGCUUGAAGAUUAUCAGGCUGCGGUGAAUGCCACUCUGACAGCCUCUGGAGUGUCUUUGGACGAUCUUGGGAUCAUCAUCACUCAUGCUGGCGAUCCCGCUGGCCCAAGUGGUCAAUAUGGCUACAACUACGGCCCUCCCAACUUCUACCGCUAG